Arctia plantaginis is the source of this 1542-nucleotide messenger RNA. The record is from the annotation of a GenBank genome assembly. Lineage: Eukaryota; Metazoa; Arthropoda; Insecta; Lepidoptera; Erebidae.
AUGAAAUUCACGAUCGUUUUUACCACACUCUUGUGUGUAUCAACAUCAUAUGGUGUACUAGCGAAGACAGUUGAAGAUCCUAAAGAUAAACGAGAAGCAUCAGCGAGCUACGGGUCGCCAGCAUACUCGUCCCAAAGUUUUCAGGCACCAGCAGCAUACUCUCAAGAAGACGCCAGUGCGAUCAGCGUUGGUGCCGGCUACAGCAUCGGUGGAGGAAAGCCUACCUACAGUUUUGCUGGUCAAGGAUCAAGUGCUAAUCUACAAAUUCCUUCUGAGGGCUUAUCUCCUAAUGGUCAUGCUACCAUACAACUAGCGCCCAUUACUUUACAACCAGGUCACGGUGGUUUCGCAAGCGGUGAUCUUUCUCAACUCAUGAAUCAGCUUACUCACAGUCUCAAUACUGGAGCAAUUUCAUUUCAACCGUCCAACACGGUAGCAGAGUUCCACCAAGGUUCCGAGGGUGUGCAAGGUCUUGCUCAAGGACAACAGUUAUCGCUACCGCAAUUUAGUUACGGAGCUCCUAAAUAUGAAAUAUCUCAACAAUUUUCUAGUGCUCCUUCUUAUUCUAGUGGUGCAAAAAGUUUAAAUCCGUUCACUUCAACUGGACCCGUUCUUUUUAAUCCUUCCGAUUUACAAUCAGGCACCUCCGCUGCACCUUCUUUGACUUAUGGCGCUGCUGCUUCUGGCCACUCAUUGGGUGACGCAGGGUCUUUGUCCUUAGGUGGUUCUGGUCAGUCUUUUGGUGGAUCUUCUCACUCUUUGGGAGGGUCUGGUCUUUCUUUGGGUGGUUCUGGACAUGCUUUGGGUGGUUCUGGUUAUUCUUUGGGCGGUUCUGGACAUUCUUUCGGCAAUUCUUUGGCUGGCCUUAACCUUGGAGGGGUCGGACCAUCUUAUGCUGGUUCUUAUAAGCAAUUAAGUGGCGGUUACACUGCACCUAGCAAAACAUCUUUCAAACCAUCAACUUUCCUCGGUUCGUCCGUUCAAAGUGAAUCUGGCUCUGGUCAUGGUAUUUCUAGUUUAUCCGGAUCUUACGGUGCACCAUCUUUUGGUAGUUUUCGUGGAGGUAAUCACGGUGGAUUAACACUUAGCUCUGCCGGUCACGGUGCUAGUUUCGGAGGUUCGCAAGGUUUUGGCAGUGGUUCCUCUAAGUUCAUUGCGCCUUCAUACCAAUCAUAUAAAAGUGAGGGAUUAGAAGGUGCCAAUGCUUUAUCAUCAGGCCACUUCUCUUCUCCUCCUGGAACAACUUACGGGAUACCCUCAUCGUCAUUUUCAAACAACCUUCACUCUGCAUCUUCUAACAAACCUUAUUACGUAAGCACAAAACAUUAUCGUGGUGGACCCAGCAGCUUUGGCCAUGGCAGUUCAGCACACAGAUCUCCCCUUUCGUCACACAGUUCUAUAAGCUCCUUUUCAUCAGGACCAAAAUAUAGUUACGGAGGUUCCAGCUCUCAGUAUGAACCAACUGACGCUCACGGGUCGGCAAGCGAGACUUCAUAUAAUACCAUUAAAUACAGUGAACAAUUGAAGCCGAUAGUUAACUAA